Nannizzia gypsea CBS 118893 is the source of this 1218-nucleotide messenger RNA. Its product is annotated as CMGC/DYRK protein kinase. Gene Ontology annotation, molecular function: protein kinase activity; ATP binding. Bases 1 to 1218 code for a protein of 405 amino acids. Gene Ontology annotation, biological process: regulation of mRNA processing; protein phosphorylation; spliceosomal complex assembly. The record is from RefSeq and is a predicted model, not a curated record. NCBI's taxonomy places the organism in Eukaryota, Fungi, Ascomycota, Eurotiomycetes, Onygenales, Arthrodermataceae. The transcript is spliced from 4 exons.
AUGGCGAGAUUGUUACGAUGGGCACAAGGUGCAUUCACUCGAGCUCCGGUGGCCCGUCUACAAUUCCCAGCUGGUGGCUUUGAGGUUGUUCCCUCAGGUUGCAUACUCGAAGCAGAGGGCUAUGGCGCGUUCAAGGCAGGCCACUACUGUCCCAUCAACAUUGGUGACGUAUAUUCUUCCUACCAGGUACUAGGUAAGCUAGGGUACGGCUCGACGUCAACUGUCUGGCUGGCUCGGAACCUUCGCUACGGCGGCUAUCAUGCGUUGAAAAUAUUCGCGCGGGAUCACGACGGGGCCUGUCAGAGGGAACUCCGAACGUGUAAGGCGAUUGAGGAAGCGAACCGGUCCCAUCCUGGCCACAGGCACGUCAGGAGAGCUGUGGAGACGUUUUUAAUUGAACGGGACGGGGGAAAGGAACAUGAAUGUCUUGUUCAGGCGCCACUGUGGGAUAGUUGGAGGGAUCUGAUGGAUAGAAAUGCUAGCGGCCGGUUCUCCGUAGAGCUGCUGAAGGGUGGUCUACAACACAUUCUUCUUGCUCUGGACUACCUUCACACUGAAGCGGAUAAUGUACUACAUGCAAUAAUCGAUGAUGGAAUUUUCGAGUCAUUUGUCAAGGAAGAAAUGGAAACGCCAUCUCCUCGGAAGUAUGUCGACGGGGCACCGGUGUAUAUGUCCAUACGUUUUGGGCUGCCAAAUGACUGGGGCGUAAUUGUGCUCAGCGACUUUGGGGAAGUGGUGGACGGCGAUGUUAAGCGAAAUCACUAUGCGCAACCCAGCAUGUACAGGUCACCGGAGGUCAUACUGCAAGUAGCAUGGAGCUACCCAGCUGAUAUAUGGAAUGUAGGAGCCAUGAUCUGGGACGUCUUCGAGGGCGGCCACUUAUUCCACGGAAUUGACCCCAGCCCAGAGAAAGGAUAUUAUGCCACGCGAGCCCACCUGGCAGAGAUAAUCGCACUGCUUGGCGCGCCGCCGUUAGACCUGCUCCAAAAGGGAAUCCGAAGCAAGGAAUUCUUUUCUGAAGAUGGCAAAUGGAUAGCAGAUUGUCCAAUUCCCGAGGGCAAGAGUCUAGAGAAGGCUGAGGUGGUCCUCAGCGGGAGAAACAAGGAGAUGUUCCUUGACUUUGUCCGAGGGAUGCUAACAUGGCGUCCAGAGGACCGUAAGACAGCCAAGGAGUUUCUCGGGCACCCAUGGCUGACCACAUGGGAGAUCCCCGACUGA